Molecule: messenger RNA, 1325 nt
Organism: Emiliania huxleyi CCMP1516
Lineage: Eukaryota; Haptophyta; Isochrysidales; Noelaerhabdaceae
Exons: 5
Coding region: 1-1026 (341 amino acids)
Biological process (GO): phosphatidic acid biosynthetic process
Cellular component (GO): endoplasmic reticulum membrane
Molecular function (GO): ATP-dependent diacylglycerol kinase activity
Source: RefSeq, a predicted model, not a curated record
AUGGCCGCGCUUUUGUUGGUACUCCUGCUCUCGGUAGCGGCGCCUGCAUCUGGGAUUGCCGCGCUCGCCCGCCCUGCACUCGGUGGGCACAAGGUAGCUGCGAGCAGGCGUCGCCUCGAGCAGCAGCCCGUCUCGCUUGCCGUGGCCUUCGACGGCGGCGUUUUGGCGGCCAUCACGCCGGCGGCAUUGGGCCGGGAUGCUGCGAGCGCGUCAGUGUGCGCGGGUGCGGCCUGGAUGUGGGUCGCUUUCUGGUCGAAGCUCGCCGCCGACGGCCGCAUCCAGCCCAAUCUCUCGCGCAAGAUCAUCCACACCGGCAGCGCACCGCUAUUCAUGCUAUGUUGGCCUCUCUUCUCGCCAGCGCCGUCAGCGCCCAUCCUCGCCGGUGCGGUGCCGCUCCUGCAGAUCAUUCGCCUGUACCGCGCCGGGAGGGCGCAGCCAGCCCAGCCGACGCCCGUCGGCGCCGCCGAGGCCGACGACACCGCCGACCUCGUCAAGGCCAUCUCUCGGAGCGGCUCGCGCUCCGAGGCCCUCGGCGGCCCCUUCCUCUACACGCUCGUCCUGCUCGUCGCCACUGUACUUGGGUGGCGGAGCCCGGCGGCCGCCGUCGCAAUCUGCCAGAUGGCCGUUGGCGACGGCGUCGCAGACAUUGUCGGGCGGCGGUAUGGCUCUGUCAAGUGGCCCUUCUCGCCGUCGAAGAGCGUCGCGGGCAGCGCCGCGUUUGUGGCGAGCACAGCCGAGACCGAGAUCGAGCCGCCUCCCGCCCGUCGCACAAAGCCCCGGGCCGCGAGCGCCUUCAGCGCGUCGCUCGGACUCAUCAGCCUCUUCCACGCCUUCGGCUUCACCGCUCUCACCGCGGCCGCGGCCGCGCCCGCCGUCCUCCUGAUCUCGCUCCUCUCGGCGGCCGUCGAGCUGCUGCCGACGAGACCCGCGGCCGUCGAGCUGCUGCCCGCCGAGCUGGCAGACGACAACGUCUCUGUCCCCGCGGCGGCGUGGGCCCUCUCCGCGUGGCUCCUGAGCGCAGGGUGAGGAGCAGGAAGGCCCCUCUAGACCGAGGACCACGUGGUAGACGAGUCCUUGCUAUUGGCGCCUGGCGCUGCACACACGCCGCCACCGGGCUCUAUUGCGCUUUUGGGGCGCGUGGCCGCCACAGCCUGCAGCCUCUUUGUCCGCGGAUCAAGGCGCUCCUCCGCGAAAGAGGGAGAAGAGAGCUAUAGGAAGGAGAGAGAGCGCGGUUUGCCGGCGUGUGUGUCGCGCCGGUGACGCCGCCGACACGAGACACGUGCCGAAUUUUCUCAUGCGCUAAUAUUACAUGUAGUGCAUUGGCU